Messenger RNA from Drechmeria coniospora, 1143 nucleotides. RefSeq lists its product as uncharacterized. The transcript is spliced from 3 exons. The record is from RefSeq and is a predicted model, not a curated record. Gene Ontology annotation, cellular component: fungal-type cell wall. The coding region runs from base 1 to 1143 and encodes 380 amino acids. NCBI's taxonomy places the organism in Eukaryota, Fungi, Ascomycota, Sordariomycetes, Hypocreales, Ophiocordycipitaceae. Gene Ontology annotation, molecular function: glycosyltransferase activity; hydrolase activity, hydrolyzing O-glycosyl compounds. Gene Ontology annotation, biological process: carbohydrate metabolic process; fungal-type cell wall organization.
AUGUUCAACAAGGCCUUCUCCGCCGCCGCCGUGGCCCUCGCCGCCUCGUCGGUCGUUUCCGCCCAGACCUUCAGCACCUGCAACCCCAUGAAGGAGUCCUGCCCUGCCGACCCAGCCUUCUGUGCCAAGGUCGACUGCGACUUGAGGAAGGGCGACUGCGAAAUGUUCAAGCCGCUCAAGGGCACCACCGUCGAGCAUACGGACAAGGGUGCCGUCUUCAGCAUCGAGAAGGAUCUGCAGGGUCCCACCCUCCGCACCCCAAAGUACAUCUUCUACGGCCGCGUCGACGUCGAGGUCCAGGCCGCCAAGGGCCAGGGCAUCGUCACCAGCGUCGUUCUCCAGUCCGAUGAUCUGGACGAGAUUGACUGGGAAUGGGUUGGUACCAACAGCACCAAUGUACUGUCCAACUACUUCAGCAAGGGCAACACCUCCAUCUACGACCGCGGCAAGGACCACCCCGUCGACGACGCCCUCGGUCGCUUCCACACCUAUUCGAUCGAGUGGACCCCCGACGCCCUCGUCUGGCUCAUCGACAACGUCGAGGUUCGCCGCCUGAACAACGUCGGCCUCGUCGGCAGCAGCGCCUUCCCCCAGUCCCCCAUGCAGCUCAGGAUCGGCACCUGGGUCGGCGGUGGCAAGGACACCGCCCCGGAUACAGUCAAGUGGGCUGGCGGCUACACCAAUUUCGACGACGGUCCAUUCCUCGGCUACUACAAGAAGGUCACCGUUGUCGACUAUGCCGGCACUGGCAAGCCCUGCCAGGGCGGUGUAAAGGAGUACGUUUACUCCGACCGCAGCGGCCAGUCCAAGAGCAUCAACGUCGUCGGCGGCAGCGACGAGGACACCAGCAGCGAGAGCGCCAGUGCCACCGCCACCAGUGUCGAGUCGACCUCCUCGGCGACGGAGCUGGCCAAGUCGAGCCAUACUUCGGUCGCCUCCGAGCCGACAAGCCAGUCCACCGCCGUCGCCAGACCCGCUGGGAACAGCACCGGCGCCCACACCGGCACCCACACCGGCCCGGCCCCUUCCAGCACCGGCGUCUAUGCCACUCCCUCGACCCUUCCCUCCUCCGGCGCCGAGCGUGGUGCCGUCUUCGCCAGCUUCUUCCUCGCCGUCGCCGGCGUCCUCGUUGCCAUUCUGUAA